AUGGCAAAGCUAGUCUAUCUCGCUGUCGAGAUUCUUCUGCAUAUUCUGGGAUAUCUCAGCAAGUCGACACUGAAUUGUUUCAGCCAAGUAUGCCGGCACUUCUACUGCAUUUCCAACUCGACACUUUACAAGAAGAACACAGCCGGAGCAUUAUGGCAAGCAACUGAAACAGGAAACGUCAAAACCCUACGCAAGCUGCUAGAAUAUUGUCCACGGACCGAAGGGCAUGAUCCGCUAUAUACCAUAUGGAGCCCCCUUGGUCACACACCAAUGUCAGCAGCGGUAUACGGUGGAAGCGCAGAAGUAAUCCAGACCCUCAUAGACAGCGGUUUCGACCCGACUACUAAAGACAGAAACGGCUAUACACCCCUCUCCCUGGCAGCAUUGUAUGGCCAGACUGAUAUAAUUGCAAUUUUGUUGAAGACUGGCAUUGAUCCGAACCAGAAAGACAUGUAUGGUAGAACUCCUUUAAGCUGGGCUGCCGAGUAUUGUCAGUUAUAUGCUGUGAGGAUAUUGUUGAAUUACGGUGCGGAUCCUGAGUGUCAGGAUGAUGAUUAUUACAUCGUUGAAGCUAGGGCUAGGCAAGAAGGGCUUUAUCUAGUGCCUCUCUUCUUGAUGAACCAUGAACGGUUAUAUAAGAAACCCAUCCCUCGGAAGCCUGUAGAGUGGGCCGAGCGAAAUGAUUGUGCGGCUGUUGUUGAGCUGCUACAGCAUACAUACAAAGGGAUAUAA
This is a messenger RNA of Aspergillus oryzae RIB40, 732 nucleotides long. RefSeq lists its product as uncharacterized. The coding region runs from base 1 to 732 and encodes 243 amino acids. Gene Ontology annotation, molecular function: protein binding. Lineage: Eukaryota; Fungi; Ascomycota; Eurotiomycetes; Eurotiales; Aspergillaceae. The record is from RefSeq and is a predicted model, not a curated record. The transcript has a single exon.